GUAAUUUUAAUACCUAAUGCAUUCCAAGGGAUUGAGCGAAUGAUAUAUUUCGGCUAUUUAUCACUUACGACAUUUAUCAAUAGUCCGUGUUGGCUAUCAACCACACAGGGUCAUCAAGUGCGGAUUGAGAACAAGUUCCCUUGCAAAACUUACCCAAUAUGCGAGUUUCUACUGUUUGGUUUUUAAUAUUCGUCCUGUUUACAUUUCCAGUCCUUUCAUCUUCUCACUGGUGGUAAGUUAAAUUCAGUCUUCUGAUCUAAGAAGAUUACACCAAUCAGAAGUUUAUACUCCAGAUUAGCGGCGAGAAUUGCUCAAUUUCUGCUCACUUUGAUUUCAGGCCAGAAAUUUGGCAUUUCAAUUGCUCGUUUAUUUCGUUAGGUUCAUGUCUCAAGUAUACGCAUUGGGGGCGAAAAUAAUGUGCAAUAACAUCGCCGGCCUGGUCACUUACCAACGUCAACUUUGUCGAGAAAACCCCGAUGUGAUGGUUAGCAUCGGAAAGGGGGCCAAACUUGGCGUGGAAGAGUGUCAGCAACAGUUUAAAGAUCAGAGAUGGAAUUGUUCAACAGUAGCUCGAGACGUUAGCGUUUUUGGAAAAGUUAUGCGAAAAGGUAAAACGGAUAAUAUCGUUGAAGGGAAGUGCUCGGUUUAAGCUACUUCAGUAAGAGAGUAGUUGAGAUUGUAACUCCAAAUCGUAGUUCUUGGUGGAGAGGUGUAAUUUUAGCAGCGUACAGGUUGUCAGUUUGGUGAAAACUGUUAUCUUAUCCCUUUAUUUUGUGCUAUGAUUUAAAAUAAAAAACUGACAAAAUAAUCGCAUCCACGAAACUCAAUACCUUCACAUGAGGUCCGUUCAAGGAUCCUUGAAAAAAUUUCCUUACUCUCAAGUGUCUUCAUGCAGUACUCUCUCAGGCGUUUGAUUUAUUCACAAGAUUUUUCUAGACAAAGAGUAGUUGAAAACGAAAACGAUUCUUUUUGCUUGAGUGGUUUUUGUGAAGCUGUACUUUUUUCUUGUCUUCACAGCAAGUAGAGAAAGCGCCUUCGUAUACGCCAUAUCUUCUGCGGGGGUUGUACACGAGGUCACAAAGGCGUGCAGCCGCGGAGAACUGAUAGGUUGUACUUGCGAUACCAAACGUAAAGGAAGAAGUCAUAAAGGUUUUGAGUGGGGAGGUUGCAGCGACAACAUAGGUUAUGGUCUUAGAUUUGCCAAACUAUUUGUCGAUUCGCGAGAACAGGAGCGGGACGCCAGAGCAAAAAUGAACCUUCAUAACAACUUUGUGGGGCGAAGAGUAAGUAUUAAACAUUUAUUCAUUACUUGAAUUGUCCGGGUUGUGUGAGGUCGCAUCAUUUUUAUCAAUAAAUAAAAUUUGUAUCGACAAAUUCGUUUUUAACUAAGUUCGUGCAUUGACGGGUUUGUUAUUGCUCAUCGUGGAUUAAUUUUGGCUCAGUUUCAGUAAUUAUUAUGGAUGUUUUAAAUUCAUCUAUUUCCCUGGAGUGUUUUUUAUAAACAAUACACCAGGAUAAACAUUUGUCUUGAAAGCUAAUCUCGUACUUCCCUAAUAUGGCUGUAAAAACUGAAAUAUAAGUGUUAAUUUUUCAUAAGUAUGUCCUUAAAAGUAAAAGAAAUUGAAAAAGAAAGAAAAAAGGAUAUGAAGAAGUGUAAAAGUUAAAAAAACUCAGUUUGUAGUAUUUCUUAUGUCUUACCUCUAUUUUGUCGAAUUUUUCUAAUCCCGAAUCACACGACUCAACUUCAAUGAAGUUUGUUUAGAUAAACAUCAAAAAAACAGGAAGAGCGUGGACUUUGGUUGACUCGGUAGUAUUUUUUUAACCGAUAUGGCGCCUUUUCUGUUGAAUCUAUUUCCUGACUGUGGUAUUUCAGAGCUUGUAGAGUGUUCGAUACGCUUGAAAAAACAGAAAAUGUCAAGAAAUUUUCGACCAGUUUAAACUUAGAAAACUCGUACUUAGAGGUGAAGAAAGUCCCUCAAACUAAUGAAUUUUGCCAGUCUAAGCAUAGCUUGAUAGUCUUUGAACGUUGUGCUGGAACUUGCAACUUCAACCAUAGCUGUAGUACAACCUUUUUUCCCCGCCUUUGCUUCGCAUUUUUGCUUCUUGGAAGGAAAACGACUUCUUCUUUUGCUAAAAAACUCAUUUUACUUCCAAGAAACAGCCGAAUAAAACCUUUGAAAACACGCCUGUUUCUCCGGCAACAGUCCACGAAUUACGAAAAUGUUGCAAGUUUGUCGGCAUUUUGUGUUUUUCUUAAUCACCAAACUCGAACCCGGACUGAUAUCGUGGAAAAAGUCAAGAGAAUGACCAUUUUAAGAGGCUGAGAUAUAGGAUGCAAAGAUUUCGUUCUUAAAAACAUAUCCGAGGCCAUUUCAAUAACGUACUCGCGCUGCCACAUUACUUAAUUGUACCAAGAUUGGCUUAUCAAACUUACGUCAAGUAGUACUUCAUUAUAACUGUACUACUCAGUUCAUGAAAACAUUGGAGUUUUUAAAUCGCGUAGGCAUUUUUUACGCCUACUUUUACGAAGAAACAUCUGUAGCAAAUAUCGUGCAGUGGAGUAGCGUGAAUAGGUAUUAGAUUGGAGUGUUGAUGCGGUUUAAUUCUCAAGAGCGGUUUUGUUCGAGUUUCCUGUUAAUUGAGAAGAGGACAUUUUCGAAACGUUGAAUUGACCGCAGGCAAUUUCCCAACAAAACUUAUCAGAUAUUGAAAGAAAAGUUUGAGCUUUAAGGCAAAUGCCUUCACGUUUCUCCUGUCGCUGGUUUCAAUCUGGGUAAUUAUGUUGAGUUGUAAGAAGUUCAUGGCUAGCAUCCGCGAACCUCUACUCGGGAGUUUCUUCUUUUAGAGAACAAACCGGUAUAAGAUUCUUUGAGGACAUUUGGGAAAAGUUUUCGUAAAUCCUGUCAAGUCACGCUUGUAUUAGCUGUAAUGUAUUAUUUGCCGACGGCUCGCAAGUCCAUAACAUGAAUAAGAUACUCCUUACAAAUAUUGACUGUCUUCUGUAAUAAAAUAUAAAGAGAUUUAGAAACUGCUACGUCAGUUCUAAUUAAUUGAAUUUCCCGUCGCUACUGAUACUGCAUGAGAUUCAACUCUUUGCUGUUGAGAUCACCCCGGGUCUUUACAACAACGAUAAAAAUAUAAAGAACUUUAAUUAAUGCUCUGUUUAUGAAACUUUUGUAUGUUUGAUUUUAGAUCACGCGAAACGGUCGUUUUACUUAACUCUUUUAUAUCUUCUUUUUGUCGACUUUCUUUAACUAAUCCGAGAAAAAAGGGCUUAGCUUGUUGACAUAGUUUUCUUUUCCUCUAACCAAUGAAGGUAAUAAAGUUAAACAACGUAAAGUUGUUUGGCACGUUCUCAGCAAAGAGAAGUAGGAUUUUGUGGUUUUGCUUAGUUUCCUCAAGACUUGUUAUUACAUCAAACUCAUAGUACAAAAUUCUACAAAUAGGAAUUUAAUGCCAUUAACCUAAACAAGAUAAACUCAGCUCUAUCCUCUGUUGUUGUAACUACGAUAUGUUUACCUUCAGAAAGAAAAACAAACAAAAUAUGUGAAGUAGUUAAUUUAAAUCUCACGUUACGAUGCACAUGUGUCGCGUGCAAUGUGCCCAUGAAAAGCCUAUAACACGAACAUUUGUUAGUAACCCAUUUUGCCCUUUGUGGCUGCAUGAGUCAAGUCUCUCUAAAACUAGUUGUAAGUGGUUGAGGGCACUUGAAAAUCACUGAAAAAAAACAAAAAAACACUUUUCAUACUUUAUUGAGGCUCGGGGAAAAAAAUUCUAACGAAACUAAGCCGAUUCCAGCUCCUCCCAUCUCUUGCACGUUCAAAGUUGUCAUGGCAAAUGUUGAAUACGAUCUUUGAAUCCAAAGAAGUCCUGUGGUACAACAUUAUUAAAUCGGUUUUCGUGACAUCCGGAAUAAUGAAGGUGUUUUCCUCAGCCUUCAGUCUUUGUGCUGAUAACACUUACCGCGAGACCUACUCUUUUCUUCUGCCUAGAAACUUGAACUUCCGCCCAUCAUAAAAACCAAAUCGAACAAUUGUUUAAUUUAGUAAAUGAUUUGAACCCAAAUAGGUAGAAUAUGAUCGUCCGUUUAAGCGUUGUCUGGAAUAGAACUGUUAUUGAUACUGACUGACGUUUCUACAACCUUUGCGGUAGUCAUCUCCAGACUCAGAGUGAGUUAUUUCCCGUUAGUUGAUGGUGAUGAUGAGAUGAUUGGUCACUAAAUCGCCAUACACUGGUCUUUUGUUAGUUACGUUUAGUUCACUCGUGAAUAAACAGCUUGGCCGCCGCGCCAGGAAACGAGGUUGAUCGAUUGCCAUGCAACCUGUUUUCCAAAUUAAUAUACCAUUAUACCAACUUCGUUUCCAAGUCAAUAUAUCAUCGAAUCGAUGGUAUAUUGCUAACAUCUUCCAAAUUUGGUCAACGCCAGUUGAUUAUGAAGAACUAGCUGUGGGCUUUGAGCCAAUCAGAAACGGUGAAAUAUUUGGAAUGUACGAUAAUGUAUAAUAGUUCUAAUGAUCUUCGAGUGCCUCUUAUUUGAUUUCAUGUUAAAAGGACUAACUUUUCCUACCUAUGUUGUCCAAGAUUGGCGAUAUCUCUACUGUUUGGGACAGCUGCACACAUCUCACGAGCGCGUGCGCAUACUUGGUUAGGCAUAAGUCGUAUCUCUCAGCAACAAAGGUUGUCACUAAAGCGUGAAUCACUCACCUCAGAAGGGUUUCCUCAAGUUAUUUGAAUCUCCGUACGAUGUAAAUAGUUUUAGAGGAGGAUAAUACAAAUUAACAGCCGAUUUGUUUUUUCUUUUGCAGGCAGUAAAGAAACACACAGAAUUGGAUUGCAAAUGCCAUGGCGUCUCCGGCUCGUGCCAAGUGAAAACAUGCUGGAAAGUCAUGUCCCAGUUCGGUGUUGUGGGUGCUUUUCUCCGUGAGAGAUACCAUAGUGGUGUACAAGUUACCGUAGAUCAGAGCGGCAACGAACUUGUAAAAAUAAUGGCAGAUGGAUCUCCAGCUCAUCCUCCACGUGAUAAUCUCGUUUUCUUAGAAGAGUCCCCGGAUUACUGUGUCCCUAAUACCAACACAGGCUCUUUGGGUACUACGGGACGGGUUUGUAACAAGAGCACUCCGGGACACGGCAGUUGCGGGAUUUUGUGCUGCGGGCGCGGUUUUGACACCAUUCAGGUUGAAGAGGUCUAUAAAUGUUCGUGCAAAUUCAAUUGGUGUUGUUAUGUUAAGUGCCAUACGUGCAGACGGACUGUUGAUAAGCAUGUAUGUAAAUCUCCUGAUGAUAAUGUGUACAAUGGAAACGGACCUCAUUUAACAGCAUCUGUGGCAAACGCGCAAAGCAAUAGUCAAAACAGACCCGCUAAGAAACUUCUCGGUGAUAAACGGAACAAGAGAAGAAAGGAACGAAAAAACAGGAAGCGAGGUGCGUCUAGCCUGUCUACUAACAGUCUCAGCAGAGGCGACAGAGAAAACAAGAAACUCUAA
Messenger RNA from Porites lobata, 5483 nucleotides. NCBI's taxonomy places the organism in Eukaryota, Metazoa, Cnidaria, Anthozoa, Scleractinia, Poritidae. The record is from the annotation of a GenBank genome assembly.